AAACCGCUGCCACCCAUGGAACCGAUGGAACCGCGUCGCCUGCGUCUGCGUAGCCUCCAUGGUGAGUCUCGCCGGAACCAGCUUCGCCGGCCGAGCCUUGGGCAUACCCCGCCCAAAGCAUGGCUGGAAGGUUUCAGUGGCAGCACCUCUCGCUGCAAGCUUUGGGCUUUGGUCGCCGGAACCCGUGUGGUUCGAAGCAGACAAAGAGCUGUGAAGGGCGAAACGGCAAGCGAAGACUUGAAGAAGCAAUGGGAGGAGUUUUAUGAGAAGGAUGAGCGUGAUGCCAGGGAAGGCUGGGCCAUCGACAUCUUUGACGACGACCGGUUGCUGAAGGUCAUCAUGACCCCAUCCCCGCGGAAGUCGCGAGUGGUUCGACCCAUGAUGGGUGACAAGGUGACCAUCAGCUACCAAUGGGGCCUGGAUGGCGAACAAAGCAUCGACUCCUGUGACUCCUUCACCUUCCGCGUGGGUCACGGUGACGCUCCCAUUCGUGGCCUUGAUGAAGCGGUGCUGACGAUGAGUGAGGGCGAGGUCUCCCACUUUUUCAUCGCACCCGACUUGGCCUACGGAGAAGAAGGAAGGGAUGGUGUCCCUCCAAAUGCUUCACUGGAAUAUGAGAUUCAUCUACUCAAAGUCAUAGACAUGGAUCCGGAGAUCGAAGAGUUCGAUGACGACUUCGAGAUCCCUGACGACCUGGACAAGAUGGGCGAAAAUGAUCUGGGCAAAGGUGGACAGGACGAGACCUACAGAUGGGAACGCCAUGGCCAGGACAUGCUGGUUUGGAUCCCUAUCUCUGAGUCCACGACCAGCAAAGAAAUCGAUUGUUUGUUGUUAAAGACUCACAUCAAUGCCGAAGUGGCGGGCCAGGUGAUCUUCGAUGGCGUGCCGGGUCUGGACAUCGACGAAGACGAGAGCUACUGGGAGAUAGAGAUGGAUUCCACUGGACAGCGAUGUGUUUGCAUCCAUCUGCGCAAGGAUCACGAGUUCCAACGCUGGCCUCCGAAGCUAUUGAAAUGACGGAAAAGAGAAUGACCGAACUGUGAGAGAUGGUGAAGGAUUUGGGAAACCUAUGGAAAAU
Messenger RNA from Cladocopium goreaui, 1078 nucleotides. Lineage: Eukaryota; Dinophyceae; Suessiales; Symbiodiniaceae. The record is from the annotation of a GenBank genome assembly.